Messenger RNA from Brassica oleracea var. oleracea, 712 nucleotides. Its product is annotated as chaperone protein dnaJ 11, chloroplastic-like. Bases 86 to 562 code for a protein of 158 amino acids. The record is from RefSeq and is a predicted model, not a curated record. NCBI's taxonomy places the organism in Eukaryota, Viridiplantae, Streptophyta, Magnoliopsida, Brassicales, Brassicaceae. The transcript has a single exon.
UCUCCAAAUUUCCUCACACAAUCACACUGCACAUCCCAUCAUAUCGGAACUAAAAAUAAAAAACCGCAAACGCCGUCGUUUCACGAUGCUCUCUUCUUCUCCAACCUUCUUCGCUCCUCCAUUUCUCUCCUCUUCUCCUCCCUCGCUCUCACCACCGUCUCGAACUUCCCGGCCCUCGCCGUCUCUUUCUGCCACUGCCACCACCACCGCCUCUUCCCGCUACACAUGCGCCGACGAUCCACCAAGGCGCCAGAUCCCGCAGCGAUUGUCGGCGGCAGCGUCUCUCUACGAGAUCCUCGAAAUCCCCGUCGGCUCGACGAGCCAGGAGAUCAAAUCGGCUUACCGGAGGCUGGCCAGGAUCUGCCAUCCCGACGUGGCGGGAAACGGUCGGUCGGCGGACGAGUUUGUGAAGAUCCACGCCGCGUACUGCACGCUCUCUGACCCCGAGAAACGCGCCGUUUACGAUCGGAGGAUCCUUCGUCGGAGCCGGCCGUUGAGUGUCGGUGUUUCUGGAUUCGACAGUUACGUCGGAGGGAAUUGGGAAACUGAUCAGUGCUGGUAGCGAGUUGUCUCGGUGAUCGAGUUUAACCAAUGCAUUAAGUUUUUUUUAAUCGUAAUUAAUUGAUAAGUUUCGAGUGAUUCCAACCUAAAACCAAUUGCCAAUAAGUGGAUUGAUACAAGUCUCUUAUAUAUUACUCAAGUACUUUUCAUA